Messenger RNA from Pristis pectinata (smalltooth sawfish), 2414 nucleotides. Its product is annotated as P-selectin-like. The transcript is spliced from 13 exons. The record is from RefSeq and is a predicted model, not a curated record. Lineage: Eukaryota; Metazoa; Chordata; Chondrichthyes; Rhinopristiformes; Pristidae. The coding region runs from base 251 to 2002 and encodes 583 amino acids.
CUCCGCCCAGCCCCGCCCCGCCGACGCUCCGGGACCUGUCCUCGGGAACACCCAGUGCCGGGCUGCCCGCCUGCGAUUUCCCGAAGGAGCAUCACUCCGGCUGCCGCCCUCCUUGUCUCUGUCAGCAGCUCCGCUCCGCACCCUCCCGCCCGUCGCGUCCCGUCCCAGGCCGGCCGCGGAGAGCCGGCGGAUCGCUGCGGGACUCAGCAGGUGUCCGCUGCCGGGAGCAGGAGACCCUAACCUAGCGAGGAUGAAGCUGCCGCUGGUCGCUCUGCUGGUUUCUGCUUGUGUCUGCCGGAGCCGGGGUCUCUGUCCCAAUCCCCCGCCUGUGGAGUUUGCUGAACUAACCAAUGAGUUUAUUACUCAACAAAGUUUCACUGUGGGCCAGUAUGUUAUCUACCAGUGUUUAUCAGGUUAUAUUUGGAAUACCAGCACACCUAACGUUACCUUUUGUCAACCCCAAUUAACUUGGUCAAAGCCAUUGAUACACUGUGUCCCUAAAGAUUGUGGUGAGCCACCACCCCUGCAGAAUGGAAACUACACUGUUGAAAACUACGCAAUCGGGGGCCGGACACAUUACUUCUGUAAUACAGGCUAUUUUCUGGUUGGAAAAGGAAAGUCACUCUGCACUGACAAUGGAUGGACCAAGCACAGACCGUUUUGUCAGAUAAUGAAGUGUGGCCCUCCGCAGCCAAUCAGCAAUGGCAGUGUGACUCAGAGAGGAGAGUGGACGUACGGACAGCAGGCGAAUUAUUCCUGCCAUGAGGGCCAUACCUUGACUGGUGAAGAGACCAUUCACUGCACGGGUAGCGGACUCUGGAGUCACCCCCCUCCGGUUUGUACAGUAACGAGGUGUGACCCUCUACAGCCAAUCAGCAAUGGCAGUGUGACUCAGAGAGAAGAGUGGACGUACGGACAGCAGGCGAAUUAUUCCUGCCACGAGGGCCAUACCUUGACUGGUGAAGAGACCGUUCACUGCAUGGGCAGUGGGGACUGGAGUCACCCCCCUCCAGUUUGUACAGUAACGAGGUGUGACCCUCCACAGCCAAUCAGCAAUGGCAGUGUGACUCAGAGAGAAGAGUGGACGUACGGACAGCAGGCGAAUUAUUCCUGCCACGAGGGCCAUACCUUGACUGGUGAAGAGACCGUUCACUGCAUGGGCAGUGGGAACUGGAGUCACCCCCCUCCAGUUUGUACAGAAACGAGGUGUGACCCACCGCAGCCAAUCAGCAAUGGCAGUGUGACUCAGAGAGAAGAGUGGAUGUACGGACAGCAGGCGAAUUAUUCCUGCCACGAGGGCCAUACCUUGACUGGUGAAGAGACCGUUCACUGCAUGGGCAGUGGGGACUGGAGUCACCCCCCUCCGGUUUGUACAGUAACGAGGUGUGACCCUCCACAGCCAAUCAGCAAUGGCAGUGUGACUCAGAGAGAAGAGUGGACGUACGGACAGCAGGCGAAUUAUUCCUGCCACGAGGGCCAUACCUUGACUGGUGAAGAGACCGUUCACUGCAUGGGCAGUGGGAACUGGAGUCACCCCCCCCCAGUUUGUACAGAAAUGAGGUGUGACCCACCGCAGCCAAUCAGCAAUGGCAGUGUGACUCAGAGAGAAGAGUGGAUGUACGGACAGCAGGCGAAUUAUUCCUGCCACGAGGGCCAUACCUUGACUGGUGAAGAGACCGUUCACUGCAUGGGCAGUGGGGACUGGAGUCACCCCCCUCCGGUUUGUACAGCUACUCCUGAGGACAAGAAAGGGACCACAACUGUACACAGAACAACAGAUAACAGGACGCCUUCGACCACCCCCUCAAAUGCAUCAAGGAGAUUGGACAGGGCCCUGAUACCUUCCUCAGUCCUGGACCGUGGAAAGAAACAAACAUUAGAAGGGGUUUCUGGGAUCAUUGUUUGCAGCGUAUUAGUACCGCUGGUCACCCUCGUCACCACCGUAACCAUCGCUACAUUCAUUUGUCGCAGCAGGAAGCAGGGAUCCUAUAAAAUUGGAUGAGGAAUGAAGAAACAGGUGUGCUGAGCUAGCCGAUGCGCAACAGCAGUGAUGGUCUUCCACUUGUGGGGACACUCUUGUCCCCAGUUCAAUGGGUGAAGUUCACCAGUUCUGCCUGACAAUGAAGGGAAUCAGAAAGCAAAUCAGUUAUUGAAUCUUCCUGCACUUUCUGUAAAAGAGUUGUAGUUUGUCUAGAAAUAACUUUGGAAUAGCAAUAUUUUAAAGAAGUUUCAAAUCUAUGGUACCAAUGACAUAUUGAAAUGGACGUGAUGGCCUCUCCCUGUGCUGUAAUUAUUCCACAGCUCUAGUUCAUGCAACUGUCUAACUCUGAGCGUUCAAUAUUCACCAGCAGCCUGUGAUCAGUGUCCUUAGUAAACUGGUUCAGUUCUCUGUGUACCUUCUGUGUUUAUUUAUU